Molecule: messenger RNA, 1224 nt
Organism: Lathyrus oleraceus (garden pea)
Lineage: Eukaryota; Viridiplantae; Streptophyta; Magnoliopsida; Fabales; Fabaceae
Product: transcription factor bHLH30
Exons: 2
Coding region: 299-1012 (237 amino acids)
Biological process (GO): regulation of DNA-templated transcription
Molecular function (GO): DNA-binding transcription factor activity; protein dimerization activity
Source: RefSeq, a predicted model, not a curated record
CCCACCAUAAGAAGCAAUCUUUAAGAGAAGAAAGAGCAAGCAGCAACAUCACCAUUCUCUUUCUGGAUCUCACCAAACUCACUCACCAUCAUCAUAUCUGACACACACUUCACUUUCCAAAUACACUCCAACCCCAACAUGACAAAUUAACAACAACCCUUUCCCUUUUCAUCAUUCUAUUUUACUUUAUUUUCUCCCAAACAAAACAACCUUUGCCUCCUCCUAACUUGUCUUUCCAUUUGUCCUCUCUCCAAGACCUUACAUCUUCUUUGUGUUUCUUUCUUCUUGGAAACUGUGUAUGGAAAUGGAGGAUUUUACUUCAACCAGAAUCAAUGAGUAUGGUUCUUCUUCUUCUCUUGUUUUGGAUAGAGAAAGAGGAGAGCUUGUGGAAGCAUCCGUGAAGCUGGAACGCAAAGGUGUUUCACCUGAGAGAACUAUUGAAGCUUUGAAGAAUCACAGUGAAGCUGAGAGGAGAAGAAGAGCAAGAAUUAAUUCACAUCUUGAUACCCUUCGUACCGUUAUUCCAGGUGCUAAUAAGUUGGACAAAGCAUCUUUACUAGCUGAGGUUAUUACACAUUUGAAAGAGCUAAAAACAAAUGCAGCACAAGCAAGUGAAGGACUAAUGAUUCCAAAAGACAAUGAUGAGAUAAGAGUUGAAUCACAAGAAGGUGGAUUAAAUGGUUUCCCUUAUUCGAUUAGAGCGUCACUAUGUUGUGAAUACAAACCAGGUUUAUUGUCUGAUAUAAGACAAGCACUUGAUGAACUUCAUCUUAUGAUAAUAAGGGCAGAGAUUGCAACUUUAGGAGGUAGAAUGAAGAAUGUCUUUGUCAUAAUAAGCUGCAAAGAACAGAAUUUCGAGGAUGCUGAGUAUCGACAGUUUCUCGCUGGAUCGGUUCAUCAAGCUCUUAGAUCUGUUCUUGAUAGAUUUUCUGUUUCACAAGAUAUUAUAGAAACUAGAAAGAGGAGGAGGAUUUCUAUAUUCAGUUCUUCAUCUUUAGGAGAUUUCUUAUAAAACUUGUUUUUUGUUGUUGGUAUAUUCACAUGUGAUGUGAAUCUUGGGUUGUACAUGUGUUGGGAACUUUUGUAGAUAGCUAGGUUGAUACCUGAUUUAAGGAUGUUUCAAUCUUUUGACCAAACACACAAUGAAUGAACUUGUUUUAUGACAUUGUACUUUGUUUGGGGAGAAAUUUAUGUUGACAAAACUUCUCUUCUUUUGAGUAUUAA